CCGUAACCAGCUUGCCCAUGUAUUCGAAUAUACUACGUAACUCAUAUAAACAGGCCACGCGCGCAGAUCCCCCUGACACUCUGUCUCUCUCUCCCUCCUCUCUGUCUCUCUCGUCUUUAUCGACGAUCGAUUCCAGCCGAUAACCAGUCAAUUAUCGCCGUUCGCCAUGGCAGCGGUGAUCGAAUCCGCUUGGUCGUAUCUUAUUACUCAUUUUAGUGACUUCCAAUUGGCUUGCCUUGGUAGUUUCUUUCUUCAUGAAAGUGUCUUCUUCUUGUCUGGGCUACCCUUCAUAUUAUUUGAAAGGGCUGGAUGGCUGAGCAAGUACAAGAUCCAGACAAAGCAUAACACACUGGCAGCUCAAGAAAAAUGUAUCACUCGCUUGGUUCUGUAUCAUUUUGGUGUUAAUCUCCCAGUAAUGAUUUUAUCCUACCCUGUCUUUAGAUACAUGGGGAUGCGAAGUAGCCUUCCUUUGCCAUCCUGGAAGGUGAUUUUAACUCAAAUAUUAUUCUACUUUAUCCUGGAAGACUUUGUGUUCUAUUGGGGACAUAGGAUUCUGCAUACAAAAUGGCUAUACAAGCAUGUCCACAGUGUCCAUCAUGAGUAUGCAACACCAUUUGGAUUGACUUCAGAAUAUGCUCACCCUGCUGAAAUUCUCUUUCUUGGAUUUGCAACAAUAAUUGGUCCGGCAAUCACUGGCCCUCAUCUCAUCACACUAUGGCUGUGGAUGGUACUUAGAGUCAUUGAGACAGUUGAGGCACAUUGUGGUUAUCAUUUCCCAUGGAGUCUCUCUAAUCUCUUGCCUUUAUAUGGCGGGGCUGAUUUUCACGACUAUCAUCAUCGACUGUUGUAUACGAAGUCUGGGAACUACUCAUCAACAUUUGUUUAUAUGGACUGGGUAUUUGGGACUGACAAGGGUUACAGAAAAUUGAAAGCCCUUAAGAACGGCGGAAGUGAAGCAGAGUACAAAAAGAUGUAAGAUGAACAAAGUAUGAAACUCCGUAUAUUUUACUUGUUGCAUCUUGUGUGGUACUGUACUCUUUUGUGCCAGUUAUGUUUUUAACGUAAAAAGCAGUUUGAGCUCUGUUUUUUUCUUUUCCCCAUUCCCACCUUGUAUAUGGAUGGAUGGAUGUUCAGUUUUAUUCUCUCUCUUCUUUUCUCGAUCUCCCCUUUAACUUUCAAUAUUUGUGACUUUGUGGAACCACACAUUAUCUGGAGUUUGCCUGUGAUCAAUUCUGCUCCCAAGCCUCCCAUUGCGGGUUCUGAAAGAACCUUCGGAUUCCCUACAAAGAGUGUAAGUGUAAGAUAUGCUUUCCAUUGUGAAAUUUCUUGUGGGAUGCCACACUUGUAGGUCUAUUCUGGUAUUUUCUAUGACAGUGUUUGAUUUCUAUUAUAAUGCAGAGAUGCAUGGCAAUCCAAAAAUGCUGUUUGGUUUCUUAUUGGUUGUUAUAUAACCGAUAUUAUUUCUACAUAGAAACACCCGAAGGAGUCUUUGACUCUGGCCUACUCAAAUGCCUCGGUCAGCUAUGAUCCUUUAGAUGACUCAUUUUUCUUAGAUGAUUUUCUAGGACAUGCAACGGAAAGCGUCCACCUAUUUCAAAUCAGGAUCAGAAUGAUAUUCCAGAAUCCAAAUUCAAUUGAGCUAUUUCCUAUACAACAAAGUUCAUCAUUUCGGAUAACUGCCUUCAACCGGACAACCUGAAUACACUACCGAAAAUUUACAUGAAAUCACUUUCCUUAAAUUUACAUAAAUAUUAGCAAUUAAAUUAUUUCUCUCUUUAUUUGAAUGAUUUUAUACAUAUUUGAUAAGUUUUUC
Molecule: messenger RNA, 1813 nt
Organism: Cuscuta europaea
Lineage: Eukaryota; Viridiplantae; Streptophyta; Magnoliopsida; Solanales; Convolvulaceae
Source: the annotation of a GenBank genome assembly